AUGUCCUACAAGGCUCAAGCUGAAGAAAAACAUCUUAAGGUGAAACACCAGAAAGCCAAAGUUUUCAGAGCUUCUGAACCUCUUCUCGGUUUUCAUGUGGGUAUUAACCAUACAAUUAAUGAAUUAACUCAUGUUAAUAUUCCUGUUAUGCUGAUGCCCGAUGAUUUCAAAGCAUACACCAAGAUACGAGUUGAUAAUCAUCUUUACAACAAAGAAAACAUGCCGUCUCACUUCAAAUUCAAAGAAUAUUGUCUGGUGUUCAGAAACCUACGAGAAAGGUUUUGCUUAAGUGACUCGGAGUAUCUCAGAAGUUUGACUAAAUGUCAACCUGAUCCGUUCGGUGAAUCUUCUGGUCGAUCUGGUGCAAGAUUUUAUGGAUCUUACGAUAAUUUUCUUCUCCUCAAAACCCUCUCUUCGGAAGAGGUUGAACAAAUGCACUCAUUUCUCAAAUCGUACCAUCCCUAUGUGGUUGAAAGACAUGGUAAAACUCUGUUACCCCAAUAUCUUGGAAUGUACAGGAUAACGGUUGAAGCGACGGAAACUUAUAUUGUUGUGAUGAGAAAUAUACUUUCAGCACCAAUACCAAUUCACAAGAAGUAUGACUUAAAGGGAUCAACAGUUGACAGAGAAGCAAGUGAAAGGAGAGAGAAACCAUUACCCACCCUGAAGGAUAAUGAUUUUGUUAAAGAUGCGAUCAACCUUAAUCUACCUUCACAGGCGAAACAAAAUUUCCUCACCAUGUUAGAGGCUGAUACCAAAUUUCUUUCCGGUAUGAACCUUAUGGACUAUUCAUUGUGUCUAGGAAUCCAUGAUUGUGACAAAUAUGAACAAGAAUUGGUUGAAUAUGCAGCCUCUGGUAAUGCAUGUAGUGAGGAAGAUGAUGGUGAAUCUAGUGGAGGUAAUCCAGGUUCUCUACCUCCGAUUGCUGGUUCACCCUCUGCUUCUGGAACCGGAGAUUUACCCAUGGUACCAACACCCCCUGACUCACCCAGACUUCAGCACAAAAGCUCCAAUGCAAGUGAAAACGAGUUAUCCAACAAAGGUCCAAUCGAUCCUAAACGAGAUAUCUAUGCUAUCGAGAGCAGCCCAGAAAAUGGAAAAAAGGAAAUCUAUUUCAUGGGUCUUGUCGAUAUUCUCACCCAAUAUGGUCUGAGGAAAAGAACUGCACAAGCUGCAAAGAGUGUUAAACAUGGAACUUCAGCUGAAAUUUCAACAGUUCACCCUGAUCAAUAUGGAAAACGUCUUUGUGAUUUUAUCUGUAAAUCCAUCGUUUAAACUAAUCAUCCCCCAUUAUUUUCUGUUCUCUUUCUCUUCCUUUGCCUUAGUCUUAUCAUUUCGCCAAAUUUUAAGUCAUUUUUUUUCUAAUUGUUCGAUUUUGCUCUCAUCUUCUCUAUGAUUUCCAAAUGCAAUGAUUUUACUUAAGUCGACAUUUAAAUAAUAAAAAAAAAAAUGUAGCCUAGAUAAUUGAUAAAACAAUCGUGAAUAAAAGUUAUGAAAAUUUACGUAGGCUAA
Panonychus citri (citrus red mite) is the source of this 1512-nucleotide messenger RNA. Its product is annotated as phosphatidylinositol 5-phosphate 4-kinase type-2 alpha-like. The record is from RefSeq and is a predicted model, not a curated record. Gene Ontology annotation, molecular function: phosphatidylinositol kinase activity. Lineage: Eukaryota; Metazoa; Arthropoda; Arachnida; Trombidiformes; Tetranychidae. Gene Ontology annotation, biological process: phosphatidylinositol metabolic process.